AUGAGCAAAGGCGACGAUUGGAGAGUCUGUCUAGCCUACCAGGGCCCGGCUCGCACUGCGCAAUCUUCGGCCCGCCCUGGUCAUGCUACCAACAUAGUGACGCUAUUUCUAAUCGUGGAUUACAUGUCCGACUGGGCCCGGGACGUCUACAGGACGGCCGUCAUCGGGGAGAUGAGGACCCUAGCGGCGCCCAACACAAACCUUCCCACAGUCUUCACCGACACGGACAUAUUCUCGUCCAGAGACGUGGUACUCGAUCCCGACCUGGUUGCCGACUGGGAGAAUUCCGACGAGGUGCCGGAACAAGAUCACCGCAAUCCCCAGGGCGGCGUUCAAUUUUCGCCCAACUCCGUCCGUCCCGUUGCCCUCACGCCCGACCAGAUCAGUUCCAUCGAAGAGCGGUGGACCGGCCACUCACGGCUCAAGGCGCCAUUUCAUCUCACAGACAAGAGGCUUUAUACCGUCUACGAUGUCAACUACUCUCUGUUGCCUUCGUGGGACCAGGUGCGGGAACUCUGUCUCAUCGCAAUCGAGGCGCAAGCGUUCGACGCUGGUCGCCAAGUCCAGGUUGAAAGCAGCCGCAAAGAGCAAGCCGUCUGCGGAACCCAACAGCGCGGUCAUCCAGUUCAUCAACCAGCCGGCACCGAUUCGUACCUGGAUACAACUUUCACAAGAAAAGGCAACCUCGAGCCCGAUCUCCCAUUUUUCCGCACAUCUGGGUCGUCCGAGAUCCAAAAGGCGGCACCCCAGAACGUGGGCGGCGCAGCGACUCUCGCCGACGACGACCUGGAGGCUCGCAUCUGUGUUAAUCUUGUCAGGGACUCUCGCGAGCGGCCGAACCAGAGCGAGCUGGGCCUGAUCAUCAAGCGUACCUUCGAGGACCACGACGUCUACCACACCACUCGCGAUCACGGGACGUUGAAUCCCUGGAACGUAAAACAAAGCCGUGACAUAUGGAAUUUGACAUGUUCCUACGGCGUGUUCUUUUCCUACGGAAGAAGCAGCUUCGUCAAGUGGCUGCGGAAGCUGGACGAGCCGCUCUCGACAAGGCAGGUCUCUCCACGCGGACGCCACGCCACGGGCCGCGUCAUGUUUGAGCGGGAAUACAGCCCCUGGCACGACCCCCGUCUCAUUUACAGGAUCUACUGCCGCGAGAAAAAGAAGUUCUUCAAGCGGCUGUUUGUGGCCGAGGUCACCGCGUGGGCGAGGAUCGCACAGGAGCGCAUCCGCCAGGGGAAUGACUGCUACCCCUUGUGCGCGACCGUCGACCCAUAUAGAAGAGCGGGUGACAGCGUCCUAGAACUGCUUGUGAAGUGGAAGAGUGGUAGGGAGACAUGGGAGCUUUACGAGGACGUGGCCCAGUCGGAGAGGGAGGCGCUUGACGAGUAUGAGCGUCUUCGUGGACAGGUUACUACAGAUACUGUCUGAGAGUUUGCCUCGGUUGCGUAAUAGCUUCUUCCUGCGCUACCU
Molecule: messenger RNA, 1470 nt
Organism: Chaetomium strumarium
Lineage: Eukaryota; Fungi; Ascomycota; Sordariomycetes; Sordariales; Chaetomiaceae
Exons: 6
Coding region: 1-1428 (475 amino acids)
Source: RefSeq, a predicted model, not a curated record